Molecule: messenger RNA, 413 nt
Organism: Drosophila takahashii
Lineage: Eukaryota; Metazoa; Arthropoda; Insecta; Diptera; Drosophilidae
Source: RefSeq, a predicted model, not a curated record
AAUGAUUUUACAAAUCGGAGUCAUUAAUCCUUAAACUUUCUCCAAGACAACAUGAAGAAUUUCAGCAUCCUUUUUGUUCUGGUUAUUCUAAUAUUAGAAAUCAAGGGUGAAUGCAGCUCGACUAUUCCACCAUAUCUUCACCCUCUAUGUGGAUUUGCUAGUGAAUGUGUAUUUGAGGCGGGAAAUGAAGUUGACAUCAAAAAUGAAUCUUGCAGACGUAGAGAACAGGGAAAAGCACCUUUCCUGGCCGUACGAAAUGGAAGUUGUCCAACGAACCUAAAGCAAUGUUCAAGGGCCGUUGCUCAAUAGCUCUAAAAUGAUUUCCCUUUACAAUAUAUAACGUUAUGCAAAUAAACCAAAAUUUUCCGGUUAUCAAUAUGUGGAAUUUAAUAAACUUUGUAUUAUAUCAGAAA